Messenger RNA from Trichoderma citrinoviride, 1476 nucleotides. RefSeq names its product Zn-dependent exopeptidase. The coding region runs from base 1 to 1476 and encodes 491 amino acids. Gene Ontology annotation, biological process: proteolysis. The transcript has 5 exons. The record is from RefSeq and is a predicted model, not a curated record. Gene Ontology annotation, molecular function: metalloexopeptidase activity. NCBI's taxonomy places the organism in Eukaryota, Fungi, Ascomycota, Sordariomycetes, Hypocreales, Hypocreaceae.
AUGAAGCUCUGGAGUCGCCUGGCCUGCGCUGGCAUUCUGGUCGCGAGUGCCGUUGUCGCUGAUGUACUCUCACCGGACGCGAUCGAGAGAGAUAUUGAGGAGAAAAACCUCCAGAAUGUGCUUUGGAACCUGAACCACAUUGCCAGCGACAACGGCGGCAACAGAGCCUUUGGUCUCCCCGGCUACAACGCCUCUCUCGACUUCAUCCUUGAGCGCGUCCAGACACGCUUUGCCAGCGAGUUUGACACGUACGUUCAAAAGUUCACGCACCUGUUCGAGACAACGAGGUCCAUUCACGUCACCGGACCCGAGGGUGAAAACGUCUAUGUCAUUACUCUCCAGUACAACACGGCCACGCCUAUCCCCGGCGGCAUUACUGCCGAGCUCAUCGACACGCCGGUUGACGACGAGCGGGGAUCUGCCUGUUUCGAGGACCAAUGGGCGGGCAUCGAUGCCACGGGCAAGAUUGCCCUUGUGCGGCGCGGCGUGUGUGCUAUUGCCGACAAGCUCAAGCUGGCCAAGGCUCACGGUGCGCUGGCCGUCAUCUUGUACAACAACGUGCCGGGCGACUCCAUUGGAGGGGCGACCCUGAGUGCCGAAAACAUCGGACUGCUGGUCCCUGUUGGAGUUAUUACCGAAGAAUACGGCAAGGGCUGGAAAAAUCGUUUGGGCCUGGGAGAGGUGUUGACGGUCAAUCUUCUCGUGGAUUCGAUCAAUGAGCCCAGAGACAGCUGGAACAUCAUCUCGGAGACCAAGGAGGGCGAUCCCAACAACGUGGUUAUGCUUGGUGCUCACUUGGAUUCUGUCCAAGCCGGUGCCGGUGUGAACGACGAUGGCAGCGGAACAGCCGCCCUUCUUGAACUGGCCACCGCUUUUAGGAGAUACACGGGCUUUACCAACAAGGUUCGAUUUGCCUGGUGGGGGGCCGAAGAGAGCGGCCUGAUCGGCUCGUUGUACUAUGGCAGCCAGCUGUCUGAAGCGGAGGCUGAUCGCAUUCGCUUCUACUUCAACUACGACAUGAUUGGCUCCAAGCAGCCCAUCUACGCCGUCUAUGCCGAUACCGACGCCCACAAGACUGGAGGCUCUCUUCUCUUUGACUACGUCCAGUCCAAGGGCAAGCCGGUUUACUAUGGCGGAUUUGGGUCUUCCUCAGAUUAUGUUGCCUUCUUGGAGCUUGGUAUCCCUUCUUCUGGCCUCUUCACCGGAGCUGGAGCUCCAGAGGAUGCGUGCUACCACCUGGCCUGUGACAAUCUCGACAACAUCAACUGGGAGGCCCUCACUCUCAACACCAAGGCUGCUGGUCGUGCGGCGGCACAGCUCGCUUUGAGCCUGGAUGGCAUCCCCCCUCGAGAGAAGACGAGUCUCAACCCCAGCAGCAGACGGGCUAUCCAGAGACGGCUUAACCGGGCGGCACAGCUCACCAAGGUGAUUGAGAAGUCUCACAGCUGCGGAGGCGUAGGUGACCACACAGUCUGA